Carassius gibelio (silver crucian carp) is the source of this 3774-nucleotide messenger RNA. RefSeq lists its product as uncharacterized. Bases 860 to 1492 code for a protein of 210 amino acids. The record is from RefSeq and is a predicted model, not a curated record. The transcript has 2 exons. NCBI's taxonomy places the organism in Eukaryota, Metazoa, Chordata, Actinopteri, Cypriniformes, Cyprinidae.
UAUAUAGUAUCUGUCAGAAUAUUAGGGGAAAAAAUAAGUAUUUCUACUAUUUUAACUCUUAAAAGCAAAAUUUCCUCAAAAAACUUUUUUUGUAACUUAUAAUUCUACAUUAGCCUAUACAGUAUUUCACAGGGUUAUUAUACUUAAAUAAAAUUGAAACUAAAUCCAUAAGAAACCCUUUGCCUCUUGAAAUAUUUUAACUGAAAUUAAAAAAAAAAAUCAGGUAGUUGCCAAGGCAACAUAUCUACUUUUUCAGUUUAAGUUGUACUAAAAUAAAUAAAACUGAAUAAGAAAUUAUAAAAACUACAUAGAUAUACAAAAUAAUAAUAAUAAAAACAAAAACAUUGUUAGUAUUUUAUAAAUACUACUGGUUUUUACCAGAUCAUUACAAAAAUAUUUACCAGAACAUAAGAAAAGAACAAAAUUGUUAAUAGUUAGAAAUGUAUAACAGUUCCUGGUUGACCUUGAAUGAUCCGUGCGCGCGCCUUGAUGAGAUUAAGCGAUGACGCGUCACCGUCCGAGAAAAGAUCACGAGCGGCCGAUGUGUGAGAUCUUCAAACCUCAUCACUUACAGCACAGUUUACCUCUCCAUCUGAACUGAAACAUGGCUGCGUUUAAAAUCUCGUCCUUGAAUGAGCUCAGUAAUUUGUUUUACGGAAUUAAACUUUGACAUUAGGCCUACGAACAAAUAUAUAGGCCUAUAUAUUUUUUUUCCAAAUGACAUUAUUCACAGAGUCUACUUGACUCGACAAAUAGCCGCUGGUACUUGGGAUAACCACCUGGAGGACAAGCAAAACACAUUUUGGAAGUAAAAUACAGGAGUUUUUUUUUUUUGUGAAAUUCCAGGCAGUGGACAAGAAUGAACCCCGUGAAUAUAACCAGUGUGAACGUGUCCGUGUCUGGGAGCCAGCACGCGUUCCAGUACGCCGUCUAUGAGUCUCCGCUGUAUAAGGAGUACAGACCUCCAGCCAGAGAUCUCAUCCAGCUGCCCAGAGUCUUGCUCUACCUGAUGAUGGCCGCCGUGGUGGUGCUCGCCGUCGCUUAUGCCAUUGUGGGACAUUUAAUUAAAGACCUGGCGCAUGACAUCUUGGAUUGGGCUUUAGGUCCAGAUGAGGAGAUCUUAAAGGCCAACAGUGAGGCAGGUGAUGAUGGUUCCACACACAUGCCACCAGGUCUCACACACUCCCACCCCAACGCCUUCCACCUUUGGGAUCAGGACGACGUGGUCAUCCCCCUCUCUCCAGAGCACAGCCCCCAGAACAGCCCUCUUCUGGCUGCUCUACCUUUUAUUCCUCACUUCUUCCCCUCUCCUGGUUCUCACGGUGUGCUCAACAGCCCGGCACUGACCCAAAUACAGCUGGAGGAUAACAAGAGCCCCAACAAGACACCACAAGAGGCCUACGUCUUUCCUUCACCUAAAAUUACAGGACAUAGUUCCACUUUCUCACACGUGUCAUUCCACGAGAGGAGAGAUGCGACUGAUAAAGUUUGAACCACCGAACAAUGGCUCACACGACACUGUAGUCCACGACUUCUUAAAGGAAUAGUUUCCCCCAAAAUGAAAAUAGACUCACCCUCAGGACAUCCAGGAUGUAAAUAAGUUUGUUUCUGCAUCAGAACAGAUUUGGAGAAAUGUAUCAUUUGAUCGCUUGCUCACCAAUGGAUCGUCUGCAAUGAAUGGGUGCCGUCAGAAUGAGAGUUCAAACAGCUGAUCAAAACACCGGCAGCCAUGUCACACUGGAGCCCAAGACCGGUUACUCACUGAAGCUAAGCAGGGCUGAGCCUGGUCAGUACCUGGAUGGGAGACCUUCUGGGAAAACUGGGUUGCUGCUGGAAGAGGUGCUAGUGAGGCCAGCAGGAGGUGCUCACCUUGAGGUCUGUGUGGGUCCUAGCGCCCCAGUGUAGUGAUGGGGAAACAAUACUGUCAACAAGCACCGUCCUUCGGAUGAGACGUUAAACCGAGGUCCUUACUCUCUGUGGUCAUUAAAAAUCCCAGGAUGUCUUUUGAAAAGAGUAGAGGUGUGACCUCGGCAUCCUGGCUAAAUUCGCCCAUUGGCCUCCGACCAUCAUGACCUCCUAACAAUCCCCAUAUCUGCUGAUUGGCUUCAUCACUCUGUCUCCUCUCCAUCAGUAAGCUGGUGAGUGUUGGGCGUUCUGGCGCACUAUGGCUGCCGUCGCAUCAUCCAGGUGGAUGCUGCACACUGGUGGUGGAUGAGGAGAUACCCCCUGACAAUGUAAGCGCUUUGAGUGUCUAGAAAAGCGCUAUAUAAAAUGUAAGGAAUUAUAUUUAUUAUUAUUAACAUCAAAAUAAUCCACACCACUCUAGUCCAUCAAUUAACAUCCAGUCAAGUGAAAAGUUGCAUGUUUUUAACUUCAAAACAGCUAAAAUAUGAGUCCUCUAUCCAUGAUAUAGCUUUUUCCAGGGAUCUGAAGUAUUCACAGAUGAAGCAUUUAUACUGUCAAAAACAGUCCAAACCAGUUCUAAACAAAUAUGUCAGUGGAUUUUGAUGUGAGAGGACAACAGGGGAUGCACUAUUUCACUGGAGGGAACAUUAUUAUAGAUUAUGAUCAAUAAUCUAAUUCUUUGAUCAAUGCCCAAUGAAGAUGUUGUCGGUAUUUACCACAGUACCCUAAACUUUUCUAUUUGACUGCAAAAGCUGGGCCUCAACCUGUGGAGAAUGCGAGGAUGAGUGGCUGUCCUCAAAACAAGUGCUGUUGACCCUAAAUGACCUCAAUAAGUGGAGAGUCAUGUAAGUCCAAGCCGCAUUACCUGGAUGUGUUUGCCCGGUAAUAUAGGAGCAAAGCAAGAGACUGUACGAUCACGUCUGUAGGAUUGUGCCAAUUCAGGAGCAGCCUUCCUCCUGAAGCCAAAAAACAUCCUCAGAGCAGAUUCAGUUCAACGCAGGAUAACCAGCAUACAAUUUUUUUUUUUUUUUUUCAGUUUAUGGAUUUGCAUGGAAGUAAAACUAAACCUGUGGCUAUUUUUUUUAGGCUGCAGCCUCAACAACCAUGGUUAAACUGGAUUGGAUUUAGAAUCCAAAGUGUUAUUGUCAAAGUUUAUUAACCAGUGGCUGUUUUCUAAAAUUAUUAUUUAAUUCUCCAAUGUAUACACUGUGCUUCUCCAAACGGAACACUUGCAAACAUAACAUAAGUAAAAAUGGAGAAGAUAUUUUAAUAUAUUAAUAUUUAAAAUAAAUAUAUUUUAAUAAAAUAAUGAAACAUACGGCUUCAUGACCAGUAAAAUAUUUUAUUUUAUUAAUCUUAUUUUUAAAAAUAAAGGUUCUUUAUUGGCAUCUAUGCUUCUAUUUUAAACUUUCACAAUUCAAGGUGUGGCAAAAAGUUCAUCUUGGACCGUGUGUGUGUGUGUGUGUGUGUGUGUUGCUUCUAUUUCCGUUGUGUUUAAGGUUUGCUGAAUGCUAUGUUUUGCACCAUUAGUGGAUCAGCUUAUCUGACUAGCUGAUCAAGAGCAAGAGUUAAAGAGUUUAGUAAGGAUGUUAUUAUCAGAUUAGACUCCUCUCCUCUGUGAGUUCAACCUGAGUGGAAACCAGUGACAGAUAUGGCAAAUCUCACACUCUCAUAAUUUAUUUCCUCUUGUAGUUUUCAAGUUAUUUUACACAUAUUUAUGACAUUAUUCUGAAUAAACAUGCUGUACUUGUUAAUAUUUGGACUUAAAUGAAAUCUGAGUGCUGGUGACCUCAUCUGUACACCUGUUAUUAAUAAUAAACCACAUUCAUGAAGCUUGCAAUCAUAUUGAUUGUGCUCUAAUAUUUAAAA